Messenger RNA from Manihot esculenta (cassava), 1063 nucleotides. RefSeq names its product GATA transcription factor 15. The record is from RefSeq and is a predicted model, not a curated record. Gene Ontology annotation, biological process: regulation of DNA-templated transcription. The transcript has 3 exons. Bases 416 to 847 code for a protein of 143 amino acids. NCBI's taxonomy places the organism in Eukaryota, Viridiplantae, Streptophyta, Magnoliopsida, Malpighiales, Euphorbiaceae. Gene Ontology annotation, molecular function: sequence-specific DNA binding; zinc ion binding.
GAUCCGCUGGUGCGUGUGGUGUGUGUUUCUGUCUCUGUCUUUGUCGGUUCGUUUCCUCAUUUCGCCUCUGCUCACCCAAACGCUCACACUCUCAUCUUCUUCUUCUUCUUCUUCCUCUCCGCUCGCUCCCAUUGCUGACUAUUCGUUCCUCUCGCUUUCUCUCUGACCUUUGAUCACUUACUUCGCUAUCUGUUUGCUUGAUCUCUUGCUUGUAGCUGCAAAUUUGUUAGAUCUCUGCUUUUGUUUCCCUAUCUAUUUCGUGCAAUCAUUAGAGCUUUACUGUGUACCCACUUCAAGUUUAGCUUAUUCUGCUUUUAGUAUAUAGCCCAAUCACCAUCUCUUGCUGACUGCCCACUUCAGCUUACCAGCUUUUCUCAUCUGGGUUUCUUUUAGAUCUCCAGUAUAGUUGAUUAAAAUGCUGGAUCAAAGCGAAAAGGGAUCAGAGCCUGAGGAUAUGAGUAGCAAAUCAACUGAAGGAGGAGAAAAUCAGCAAAAGAAAACCUGCACCGAUUGCGGAACAACAAAGACUCCACUCUGGAGAGGUGGCCCAGCUGGCCCUAAGUCGCUGUGCAACGCAUGUGGAAUUAGAAGCAGGAAGAAGAAAAGGGACAAUUUGGGUUUGAACAGAGCAGCAAAUGAGAAGAAAUCAAAGAAAGGGAACAAUCAUAAUAGUUCAAGUAACAACAGUAGUAGAAUAGGCGAUGGGUUAAAGCAGAGGCUGUUGGCUCUGGGUAGAGAGGUAUUGAUGCAGAGAUCAACAGUGGAGAAGCAGAGAAGAAAGCUAGGAGAAGAAGAACAAGCUGCUGUGCUAUUAAUGGCUCUGUCUUAUGGCUCAGUGUAUGCUUAGAAUUUUAGGGAGGAAAAGUAAUGGAAUCAAGAAAUUCUUGUAUUAGAUUAGCUGACCCAAUUAAUUGAAAAUGUAUCUUGUGAUUUUUUUUUUUUAAAUUUGGGUUUAAUUACCUAUUAUUAUCAUUAUUAUUAGUUUUUGAAGCUCUUUUGGCUAACUGUAUUUGGAAUGAAUUCAAGAAAUGCAACAACUAGAUAUUGCCAUUCUAUUCUUAUC